This is a messenger RNA of Mya arenaria, 636 nucleotides long. RefSeq names its product universal stress protein in QAH/OAS sulfhydrylase 3'region-like. The record is from RefSeq and is a predicted model, not a curated record. Lineage: Eukaryota; Metazoa; Mollusca; Bivalvia; Myida; Myidae. The coding region runs from base 22 to 486 and encodes 154 amino acids. The transcript is spliced from 4 exons.
CGGAUAUUUUACUUAGGAAAUAUGGCAGAACAGGAAGUGGAAAGUAAAGAUCAUCAACGGAAGGUUGCCAUUGGCAUUGACGAGAGUGAACAUUCAGAACGAGCACUUCAGUGGUACUUUGACAACGUGAUGCGAGCAGACGACUAUCUCGUGUUGAUACACACUCCAGAAAUUUAUGAUCUCUCUAUGGCCAGCCCGGCUGUUGUUGAUCAGCUGCUAAAAGAUCUAACAAAGAAAGUGACAGCUCUAGAGAACAAGUACAAAGAAAUUGUACAGAAAAAGAAGCUGACGGGCAAAUUCCGGACAGGUCAGGGGAAGCCAGGAGAGGUCGUCUGCAAAAUCGCAGAGGAAGAAAAGUGCAAGCUCGUGGUUACAGGCACGCGCGGACUCGGCAAAGUCCGGAGAACAUUCCUCGGCUCCGUUAGCGACUACAUUAUCCACCAUUCACACGUGCCCGUUCUCGUAGUCAGAAAUGCAGCUCUUUAACACUUGUGCCCUUUUUUUCUUUGAUUCCUUGUACAUUUACUUGUUGACUGUACAUUGGACUCAGUCAUUAUCUGAAAUAUAAUAACAAACAGUCACAUGAAAUAUCAUUUUAACAUCCAUCAUGUGUAAUAUCAUUGAAACAUAAAUACA